AAUGGCAAGUCAGGAAAUGGAGAGAAGAUGGACCUGAUGCAAAGGAUUAAAGGUGCUUUUCCAUCUGUGCCGUCAUUUUCAGUACCAUCCAAAUCAAAUAUACCAUUCAUCACUGAUUCACCAGAUGAAGCCGUUAAAACAGACACUAAAAGUUUACUUCCAAAAACACCACAAUCUGAAAAGGAACCUACCCCAUCCAAAAAAGGUGCUGUACAAAAAACUGCACCUGUAGCAGAGGAUAAAGCAAAGGGGGCAGAAGCAGAGAAAGCAAAGAAGCAAAUAGAAGAAAGAGAAGCUAUAAGACAAAAAGAAAAAGAAGCUAAAGAAAGGGAAGCAAAACUUAUUGAACAAGAAAUUGAUGAAGCUGCAGAUGAGGCUGCUAUGCAUGCAAUAAUAGAUUCAAUGUUAGACUCCUGUGUUGGUGUUUCACAUCGUGCUAUUGAUUCUCAGCAUUAUGCCUUAGACGCUAUUCAGAUACACAGUGAUCAACUUAAAUAUGCCAUGGAUGAUUCCAAAGCAAAAACGUCAGAAGAAAAACAGAUGCAGUGGGAGUCUGUGACUGGAGCACUAGAUGCUAAGAAGGAUGCUAUUGCUGUGGCUGAUUUAGAUUUAGACACAGCAAAAAUGGGAACCAGUCAGUCAAAAUGCACCCAAAGAACUUCCUUGGCAACAUUCCUUAAAUCAGAUGAAUUAAAAUCUGAUAUAGACGGCGAACUUUCCAAGUAUGACUUCCCAUUUGAAAAUCUAGUUCUAGAAGGUGGAGGCACUAAGGGAAUCGCGUAUGCAGGUGUGACAAAGGUUUUAAUGAAUACCGGUAUGUGGCCUAAAAUAAAACGAUUUGCCGGUACAAGCAUUGGAGCCAUGUUUGCUGCUAUGUAUGCUGUGGGAUACCAUCCAGAUGAGGCCGCCAUUAUUAUGGACCAAGAACUAACUUCAGUCUUAUUGGACCAUUCAUACGGCUAUCUGAGUCUCAUUCCAAAUGUAAUUCGAUGGUAUGGAUGGAACCCUGGAGAGAGACUACUGGAAUGGUUUGGAAAAAAAUUUGAAUACAAAACCGGUAACAAAGAUAUUACCUUCAAAGAGGUAUUUGACAAAUUUGGAAAGGAACUGUGUGUAGUGAUAUGUAACGUAAAUCGAAUGGACGCACAGUAUUGCCACGUGAAAACCACACCCAACAUGUCAGUGAGAUUGGCAGUCAGAAUGUCAAUGUCUAUUCCAGGGUGGUGGCUAUCUAUGAAGAAACAAGACAGUUUUCUUCUCCGUUUGCAACCGUUGAAAGAUCUAUGCAAGCUGUGGAAGAGAGAAGAGCGAUUUGGUGAAUACAAUCCUCUCACACUGGGCGUGUUGACGUAUUGCGAGAAUGACCCUGAAGUAUAUGAAGAUCUAAUGACUGCUGAUGAAUCAAGUCCUACAAAAAGACCAAGCACAAAGUUAGCCAGGAAAAAAACUGAAUCUGAGCAGGAGACCAAGAAAAUAGAAGGAGAAUUCACCAAGAUAGCCACAGCCUUCAGUAAAUUCUUACGAGCCAUAGAUGAAAAUGACCUAGACAAGAAUAAUACUCUUGACAAAGAUGAGUUGAAAAAACUGUUGAAUAAUAGUAAGACUUUUACAAAGAAGGACGCAAAGCUAUUAUUUGGUGGUGAUUAUGAGCCUGAAACUGUGUUUGAUGAUUUGGACAGAAAUCAUAAUGGAAAGAUUGACAUGGUAGAAUUGGUGAAAUUUGCUGAACAAAAAGGAAUUGACUUGUACAACAACUUUAUCAGCUAUGACAGAGUAGAAAUAACCAAUGUAGGAGAAUUCAUGAGUAAAUUGAUCACAACAAUGACCGUGAAUCUGAAACGUCUUUUCUAUACGGAGAAGGAUAUAAAUCGCACUAUUGCUAUUAAUGUAGACUACCUUGGAACUCUGGACUUGGAUGCUGAAAUAGGGGAUAAGAUGUUUGCAAUUAAGCAAGGGGCAAAGUCUACGAGAUGCUUUCUACAACAAUACGUAAAGAGACACGAGUUAUUAACUGGACUGGUUUAUCAACGUGUGAAACAGUCUACAUAAGUUUUCGAGAUGUCAGUUUUAGUUUUAGCAACAUAUGACAUCAUUAUUUAAGAACGUAUCAUACUUUGAG
Molecule: messenger RNA, 2119 nt
Organism: Saccoglossus kowalevskii
Lineage: Eukaryota; Metazoa; Hemichordata; Enteropneusta; Harrimaniidae
Biological process (GO): lipid metabolic process
Molecular function (GO): calcium ion binding
Source: RefSeq, a predicted model, not a curated record